Molecule: messenger RNA, 1167 nt
Organism: Rotaria socialis
Lineage: Eukaryota; Metazoa; Rotifera; Eurotatoria; Philodinida; Philodinidae
Source: the annotation of a GenBank genome assembly
AUGAUGUAUAUGCCAGCAACAACAGCAGCUAUGCCAGUUAUGCUGCAAGAAACACAACAACCCCAACUGCAAUCGUCAUCACGCUACUAUAUGCUACAAACGGCACCUGUUAUUCCAGCUGUACCAGUUCUGAAUACAACAUAUAUCUAUCCGCGAUAUGGAUUCGUACCUAAACCAGUUGAAACAUCUGUUACCAAAGAUGAAAUUGAAAAAAUGCAGCCAACACAAAUAUUCGAGCUUUCACAACCAGUGCAACAUGUUGUACAUCAUCACGUACAGCCAUGUGGAACAAAAACAUGUCCGGGUUAUUGUGAAUUAUGUUGUCCAUGGACCGAACAACCUCAAGCACGAUCAACUUCACCAAAACCUAAUGAACAUCAUCAUCAUCACCAUCGACAUUCUCGCCGUGAUGAAUUCGAACGUGAUGAAUUUGAUCAAACACAUCCAUCAAAUCACGAAACAAUCGAUGAAAAAAUAGAACGAAUUCGACGUGAAUUACGUGACAAUUCAUUACCACGACGUAACCAAUCAACCGACACCACUGAUAUUAUUGAACAUCAUCAUAUUCAUCCUCGAUCACGUUCAAAUUCUCGUCCACGUAGUGCAUCAGCAACACGUGGUCCAUGGCGUUCAUCAAAUCAAAAUGAUUAUCCAUGGCGUGAUUCUCAUUUACCAGCUUAUCGUGAAGCAACCUUCGCUCGUGCUCAAACGCCUGUUGACGAAACUCGUGUAUGGAAAGAAACAGCACAUGAACGUAGCCAUCAAAAUACAAAACAUCCAACAACAUAUUAUAGUAAAAAAGAUUAUGUUUAUCGACCAAAAUCCGAAGUUGAAGCACGUAAAUAUUAUGUACAAUCAACAGGCAAAGAUCCCGAUCGUGAAGUUCAUCAAGCAUUACGUGGUGGCACAACAACAUAUAAAUAUAACGAUGCAGCAACAUCUUACUAUGAUAAACAUCAAAGUACAAGUUAUGAUCAUUCAUUUUAUUCCGAUUUACCAAAAUCAACAACAACCAAAACGCAUACAUUAAGAAAAGUCGAUUCAACAAAUCAUCAUAAUUUAUACGCAUGUAAUGAACCUUGUUUACAUGUCGUACCUAAAAAUGGUAGUACAUCAGAUCCACCUUAUAUGAAAAUUCUUAAUGCACCCGUAACAUAUCUUCAUUAA